Molecule: messenger RNA, 2181 nt
Organism: Clonostachys rhizophaga
Lineage: Eukaryota; Fungi; Ascomycota; Sordariomycetes; Hypocreales; Bionectriaceae
Source: the annotation of a GenBank genome assembly
AUGCCUGUGGCCACGACACCAACUGCCUCACCCCGUCCAUCCACGACUUCCAAGAUGGAGGACAGGAAGAGACCGGCAAUCAACACUGACGAGCUCGCGCCACCCAGCAAGCGAGUCGCGGUGAAUGGUACCAGGACCAAGGAUGAUGGCCCUGAAAUGAAAGAGGAAGGCUGGAUCGAGUCAUACACCAAAGGCGCCAUCUAUCGACAAAUGCAGGAAUAUAGCCGUAGGGCAUCGACUGCGGAAUCACGUCUCGAAGAACUACAUAAGCGAUCAGUACAUCACGAUGAUCACCUCCGGAUCAUUGAUGCUUGGUGGCUGCAGGUUCUUGAGGAGUUGCAACUCUUGGCCGAGUCCACCAUUUCGUCAAACCCAACUCCCUCAGAUGGCCGCUAUCUGACUGGUGUUACGUUCAAGGACCUUCAUGAUUUUCAAAAACAUUUACAAGACAAAGGAAAAAACAUAAAAUCGAAAGCCGAGUCCUUAUUGAAUCGAAUCGCAGCGCAUCGUGGAGAGUUGUCGCCUGAAGGUGCUAAAUUAGAGGCCAAAAUCACUGCGCUUUUAGCAUCCCAGAAGGAAUACCUGUUGAAACUCGACCGUCUCAGCAGCGAGAAAGAGCAGCUCUCCGAGCAACUGAAUGCGGCAACGCUCCGAUAUUUCAAGGCUGAGAAGAAGUUGGAUCGCGCUAAAAGUGUUCAGGUGCAAAAGCUUGAGCAACAAGCUUUUGCAAAAGUAACAGAGCCAUCUUCCGGUGCAGGCAAUGGUGCGGAUGGAAGAGAAACCAACGGCAAUGCCAACCAUGGGGAAAUCCUGAUGAAAUAUGAGGAGGCAACAGCAGCUGCAGCGAAACAAAAGGAGCAGAUCGACAAGUUUCUGGCAGAGGUCAAAACGCUACAAGACGAAAAUUCGGCAUUAAAAGCUCGGCGUGAUGCGUUAACUGACGAGGAUUACAUUCGUACGGAUGUGUUCAAACAGUACAAAAUCCAAAAUGAGGAUCUCAUUAAACGGAUCAACAAUCUUGAAGCCACGAAUAAGCAAUUACGAGAAGAGGCAGAGAAGCUCCAGGCAGAGAGAACCGCAUUCCGGACUCAGUUAGAAACAGAUGCGAAUCAGAUCACCCAGGAGCUGGAAGCGGAGAUCAUAACUCGCGACAACGACUUGACACGGGUUCGGUCCGCUCGUGAUGAGAUUCUGGCUGAAAAUACCCAGCGGAAAGCACACAUGGAGCGUGAUAGGAUUGCUCUUGAACAGAUCAAGGAGCUCGCCGCCGCCAAGGACGAUCGAAUCUCGGCGCUUGAGUCGGAAAUUGCCAGACUGAACCCAGCCAACGAGGAAGGAGCGGAGUCAAGCGAUGUCACAGAAUUAUCGCAUGAGGAUCUGCAAGCCAAAUACAAGAAGUUGCUGCUUGACUUCCAAUCAAUUAACCAGGAGCUCCCUUCUAUUGAGAAGGCAUACAAGAAAAUGAAGGACUUGGCGCAGAAGAAAAUCAUGGACUUCGCUUCGCUUGAGGAACGUGUUUCGGUUUUGACGGCAGAGAAGAGCAAGGCUGAUCAAAAGUACUUUGCUGCCAGAAAGGAUGCUGACACAAGAAACAACGAAAUUCGAUCUCUUCGAAUUCAGAACGGAAAGAGUGCUGAAAUUAUUGCUCAACUGAAGGAUUUGGAAUCUCAAAACCGGACACUCCUCAGCAAUUUGGAGAAACAAAUGGCAGAUCUGAAGCAAACCAAUGCUCAGCUGCUAGCGAAGAGCAAGGAGACGGAGAACAGUAGCCAGGAGUCGAUCCGCCGUGCUGAAGCCCUAAACAAGCAAGUUAGUGAUUUGACCAAUUUGGUGAAGUCCAAGGACGCCGCCGCAGCAGCCGUGAAGGAGCGGAAUACGGCUCAAGAGACGGAGGCGGAAAGGCUCAAAGUGCGGGUUGAUGCUAUGCAAAAAGAUCGUGAUUACUGGAAGACACAAGCGCUGAGCAACCAUUCAGUAGAAAUGGAGGGUUUGAGGCGUUUUGCUCUCUGCUCAAUAUGCGAAAAGGAAUUCAAGAACAGAAUUCUAAAGACAUGUGGUCAUCUCUUUUGCAAGGGCUGUAUCGAAGACCGCAUCAGCAACCGUAUGCGGAAGUGUCCAUCUUGUGCUAGGUCAUUUGACAAGAUGGACGUCAUGCAGGCUCAUCACCAACACGAUUAUUAA